This is a messenger RNA of Xenopus laevis (African clawed frog), 781 nucleotides long. The record is from the annotation of a RefSeq genome assembly. NCBI's taxonomy places the organism in Eukaryota, Metazoa, Chordata, Amphibia, Anura, Pipidae.
AUGGCACACCAAGCACACGCCUACCACAUAGUCGACCCCAGCCCUUGACCACUAACGGGAGCUGUAGCAGCUCUACUCCUUACAUCAGGCUUAGCUAUAUGAUUUCACUUUGGAUCAAUAAUUCUUUUAACCCUAGGCCUAAUUACUAUAGUACUAACUAUAAUUCAAUGAUGACGAGACGUAAUUCGAGAAGGAACAUUCCAAGGACAUCACACUCCACCCGUUCAAAAAGGAUUACGAUAUGGAAUAAUCCUAUUUAUUACAUCAGAAGUAUUCUUCUUUAUUGGAUUCUUCUGAGCAUUUUACAACUCAAGCUUAGCCCCUACAUAUGAAUUAGGGGAAUGCUGGCCACCAACAGGAAUUACCCCAUUAAACCCAUUUGAAGUUCCACUUUUAAACACAGCAGUACUUCUAGCAUCAGGAGUUACUGUCACAUGAGCUCACCAUAGCAUCAUGCAUGGCGAUCGAAAAGAAGCAAUUCAAUCACUAACUUUAACCAUUCUUCUUGGACUUUAUUUUACAGCCCUUCAAGCCAUAGAAUAUUACGAAGCCCCAUUUACAAUUGCAGAUGGAGUGUACGGAUCAACAUUUUUUGUAGCAACUGGUUUCCACGGUCUUCAUGUCAUUAUUGGCUCAUUAUUCCUAUCUGUUUGUCUUCUUCGACAAAUUCAAUAUCACUUCACAUCAAAACACCACUUCGGCUUUGAAGCCGCAUGAUACUGACACUUCGUUGACGUAGUAUGACUAUUCCUUUACGUAUCGAUCUAUUGAUGAGGAUCAU